Molecule: messenger RNA, 4758 nt
Organism: Coccinella septempunctata (seven-spotted ladybird)
Lineage: Eukaryota; Metazoa; Arthropoda; Insecta; Coleoptera; Coccinellidae
Gene: Gcn2
Product: eIF-2-alpha kinase GCN2
Exons: 24
Coding region: 104-4630 (1508 amino acids)
Biological process (GO): DNA damage checkpoint signaling; regulation of translational initiation by eIF2 alpha phosphorylation
Cellular component (GO): cytosol
Molecular function (GO): eukaryotic translation initiation factor 2alpha kinase activity; ATP binding; protein binding
Source: RefSeq, a predicted model, not a curated record
UAUCUCCAGUGCUCUGUGUUGUGGAUAACAAAAUACAUAAAAAAUAACGAUAGGAUGGAGUGUGUUGUAAUUUAUGUUUUCAUGUAAUACUUAGUUUAAAAAAAUGAAUGAGAAACCGGAUGUUCGGCAGAAAAUCGAACUGCGUGCAUUAUCGUCAAUAUAUCCAUGCCUUGAAGAUCUCAAUAAUGGAAACAAAAAAAAACCAAUUAAUAUUCGUAUCAAAUUGGAACCAUCUCAAGGCAGUGUCAGCAAUUAUGAGAUGCUUGUUGAAGUCUAUUUACAUGUUAAAUGUCCACCACUGUAUCCAGAAGAGUUACCAAAUAUUCAAUUGGAAGAAAGCAAAGGCCUUAAAUCUGAUGAUUUAGAAAAACUCUUGCAUGAGCUAUUCGAAAUUGCUAAGAAAAAAAAAGGAAAUGAAUCUAUUUUCGAUUUGUGCCAAUGUGUACAGGAUUUCUUAUAUGAGCACAAUAAAAAAAAGUUAGCAUUUAGAGAAAAAGAAGAGGAAAGGAAACGUGCUGAGAAAAGGGAGGAGGAGAGGAAGGCUAAAGAAUUGGAUGAAGAACUAUCCAGAUUCAUAAAUUCCAAAAAAACCCUAGCUGUUCCAUCAUACUCAUCAUCUGUAGAAAGAAGUAGUUCUCCAGAAGAAAUUAUUGAAGUUUGUUCCCAUGAACCUGUAUGCAAAAUCGAUUUAGGUUCAAGACAUAUUUUGAGAGGAAAAUGCUUAAAGCACUUUAGCUCAAAUCAUUCUGUUCAUGUUGGAUUUGAUGUGGAAAGUGGCGGAAACUAUACAGUGUAUGAAUGGAAACUGACAAAUUUUAGUGACAAUGAGGAACAAAUAUUCAAACAAAUAAGAGCUAUAGAACAAGAAUUCAACUCAAGCCUCAAGUCACUGAAACAUGAUAAUUUAAUAUCAUAUUAUAACAUCACAUCAAGCAAACAGGGGGAUCAUUAUAUCAUCCAAACAGUGGAGGAACAGAUCGAUGCUCUCAACUGCCACACCUUAUUCGUCAAAUGUGAGAUCAAGAUCGGUAUUCAAUAUACAAGGUAUAUCGCAAAGAAUGUGCUAAAAGCUUUAGAUUAUUUACAUAGUAAGAAUAUAGUCCAUAGAGAUCUAGGAGGUUCCUGUAUUUACAUACUUGAAGGAGAUAUUGUGAAAGUUGCAAAUUAUGCGACACAUCGAAGACUUUCGGAUUUGGUGGAAAACAAAGUAUCUGUGUAUUAUAAUAAAAAAAAGGAUAUUCUAAGAUUCGGGAAGUUCAUUCUUGAAUUAGUUUCCGGCAUACCAGCAUCUGAUGAGGAAGAAAUGAAUAUACCUGUAUCGCUACCUCUUGAUCUUUACGAUUUCCUCGGACGAUGUAAAGAUGAAGAGCAGCAAUACUCAGCGGCUGAGUUACUGAAACAUGAAUUCAUUACCCGAAACUCCCCUCAAAUGGAUCAUGGGGAUGACGAAUCAGAAGAUCCUGAGAACAAUUUCAACUUUAAAAUGCAGAGGAGAAAUCUAAUAAGAUAUACUUCAACAAGUUUAGAUCAGUCUAGGAUAUCGUCUGAAUUUGAAUUGAUAGAUCUACUUGGAGAAGGUGCCUUCGGCAGCGUUCAUAAGUAUAAGAACAAACUGGACGAACGAUUCUAUGCAAUCAAAAAAAUCCCAUUGAACAUAAGGAGUAAGCAUACUAUCAAAAAAAUCAAAAAUGAAGUCAAGCUUCUCUCUAGAUUGGAUCAUGAGAAUGUCGUGAGGUAUUUCACUUCAUGGAUCGAAGAAAUAGAUGAAGAUGAUACGGCAAGUUCGUGCGAGGCCUCUUCUUCAACGGGGCAAGAAGAGAAUGUGAAAUUCAUUAAAAAACCUGAGCAGUUGUCUCUGUAUGAUGAUGUAGAGAAAUUAGCACCUCCGAUAAGUAAAAAUAAAGUUUCAACAACUUAUAGCCAUCUCCAAUCCGAGUCUUCGUCUGACUCUGAGUCUAGUGACGAUGACGAUGAGGAAAACAAUAGUUCUAGUAAAAAAUCGGAGUCUGAUGACAUAAUAUUUGAAGAGUCAGAAAAUGCAUCAAAAUCAAAUGACAACAUUGCAGAAGAAAGUAAGGAAUCAAAAAAUAAAGUUCGAAAUUUGACGAGAACGUACAUGUAUAUUCAGAUGGAAUUUUGCGAGAAGAGUACCCUUAGGUCAGCAAUCGAUUACACUUCCUUAUGCAAUGAUGAGCCCAGAGUUCAACGACAUUUUAGAGAAAUUCUUGAAGGCCUAGAUUAUAUUCACAGGCAAGGAAUGAUUCACAGAGAUCUGAAACCGGCAAAUAUUUUUUUGGACAUGAGGAACCGCGUCAAAAUCGGUGAUUUUGGACUGGCCACGAGAAAUCUGAAGGGCAAACUGAAUGACGACCAUACCCAUAAAAGCGAAUUGGAUUCUUUGAAGGAUAUGGGUGAGAGUAAGACUGGACAUGUGGGGACCUUUUUUUAUGUAGCCCCUGAAGUGAAUGCCAAUGCCAAAGCGGUUUAUAAUUCAAAAGUUGACAUUUAUAGUUUAGGUAUUAUUUUAUUCGAAAUGUGCUACAAGCCAUUUCCGACUGGAAUGGAAAGACACUCAGUGUUAGUUGACUUGAGGACUAAGGAUGUUAAGUUUCCAAAAGAUUUCGAAUCAACUUUAGUGAGAAAAAAUGCAGUCAUGAUCAGAUUGCUCUUGGAACAUGACAUUUCCAAACGACCCACAGCACAAGACAUACUGAAAUCGGAACUUGCGCCUCCUCCUAUUUUCGAGGAUAUAGAACUGUUCAACUAUAUGAGCUAUACGGUUGCGAAUCCUCAAACCAAAGUGUACAAAUCGUUAAUAGGGAAUCUGUUCAAGCAAAAACUGCCCCUAAUCAAAGAUUUAACCUAUGAUUAUGACGAAUCGUCCACCUCCUUUGGUAAAAGCUUGGAUGUGAAUUUUGACUUAGUAAAGACGAUAGCAGUAAAUGUGUUCAUGAAUCAUGGUGCCAAAAAUAUGUUCACACCCCAUUUUAUGCCUUUUAGUAACACUUACACAUAUCAGGAUAAAGAAAACUGCGUUAAAUUAAUGACUCAUGGGGGAGAUAUAGUUUCCAUUCCAAGUGAUCUCAGGGUACAUUUUGCCCGCUAUGUAGCGUGGAAUUCUUUGUAUUUGAUAAAAAGAUAUUCGAUUGAAAGAGUUUUCCAUGAGCAGAAGGUGUUUGGAGUCAGUCCGAAAGGUUUAUAUGAAUGUGCCUUCGAUAUAGUGACCCCCUCCCCAGGUAAACACUUAUUAUCUGAUGGAGAAGUUCUACAAACAGUGUAUGAAAUCUUGAGCCAAUUGCCAGUUUUCAACAGUGAGAAUGUAGUUAUACAUUUGAACCAUACGUCAUUGCUGACAGCUAUAAUGCUCCACUUCGGGAUAGAACAAGAAUUGCACUCUAAAAUUCUAGAAAUAUUUUGUGGGCAUGAAAACAAAAGUAACGACUUGAAUAAUAGCCUUGUCAAUUUGAAAUUAUCCAUUUCUCAAAUCAUCAGCUUGACUGGUAUAUUUUUCUCCAAAACCGAACCCGGUAAGGUCCCACAGAUCAUUAAAACAAUACUGAAUAGUAAAGUAGAUGAAAUCAAGAAGUGUGGUACUGAAGCUUAUCAAGAACUGAAAAAAAUCAUGGAUAUCGCAAAAGAAAUGGGUGUUGGGUUCGCGAUUUGCAUCGUACCAGGAUUGAUGUAUAACUUUCAACAAUUCUCCGGGAUGAUUUGUAAAUUUCUGUUUAUAAGAAACAGACAUAAACAGAGUAAAAUGGAGACACUGGCUGCAGGAGGUAGAUACGAUGCAAUGAUUGCCCACUAUAGAAGCCUGUUCCUUGAAACGCACCUGGCUAAAAAUAUAUCGCAGUCCGCUGUUGGUAUAUCGAUAUUUUUGGAUAAAGUCGUUCAAUUGCUUCAAAAAAGCCAAUCUCCUGGUGCCAGUCUAAAGUUUGCGGAUGUUCUGGUCUGUUUGGAAGAAGAAUGGCCUCCACAACGAGUGGUGACAGUACUGAACAACUUAUCAUCACUUCAAAUACAGUGGAUUUUAUUUCAAACUAAUUCAAUCAAAGAGGCAUAUGAAUAUAGUGAAGACUUGAGAAUUCCCCACCUCGUUUUGCUGCUGAAAGACUACAAUGAAAAAAAAAUCUUUUUGAAAAGCUGGAACGAAGACAGAUCUAGGUAUCGAGAAAAAGAGUGCAACAUAACUGAAUUAGUCGAAGAACUUAACAAAGCCAUAAAGAAAGGUUCUCAAACUAAUGAUGUUGCAUUGAGUAGGUCCGAAAGUAAGACAUUCGUUGAAAAACCCAUUGAGUCCAUAACGAUAGUAUUCCAUACAGCAGUUCCUUCAAGAACUCGCAUCGAGAGUCAAAUUAACUCGAAGUUGGAUGAAAUUAGACAACGAUACCAUGGACCAAUAGUAGUUCUAGCUUUCAAUCUCGAUAUGGACAUCAUAAAAAUGCUAGCCACAUACCUAGAAUUCCAUUCUGAAAGUGCAUUCCAGAAAUCUGUGAAACAUCUAGACCAGAGGCAUGUUAAAGAGAAGAAACUGCAAGAAGUUAGCGAGUUUAUUUAUGAACAUAAGACCAAAUCAAAUAGGCCAUUUGUAAUUUUAUACAGUUUGAAAGAAUCAGCUUAUAGGUAUAUAUAGAAAUUAACGACGUAUUUUAUUACUACACUGUUGACUGAAGUUAAGCUUUUUAUUUAUGAUUGAUCUAUUUUGAAGUACAAUAUUUAUCCAAGAUACAUAUGAAUUUUUAUUUAAUAUAAAAUAUUGGU